AUGAUGGAUAUCACUCAGAUGAUUGAAUACGACAUAAAACAUCUGGAAACUGCCUCAGUUACUUUUUUUAUGAAUGGCGCCCAAGUGUGCCGGGUGAUCCCCUUGACUUUCCACGGACUGUCUGUGGUUAAAAUCCACGUUUCUGGCUUUGGAACCAAUAUUGACCGGCGCUCAAUCAAAGUUAAGCCAAGAGACCCGACUGCAGUGAUACAAGUCAACCGCCCACCCAUCAGCGCACAUGGAAAUCACCAGCCCCUCAUAUGUCCAGAUUCGCGAAAAGCAGCAAAGAUUGAACUGCAAAAGGAUGACCAACACUCGAUAUGCUUCACGAUUAGUCGAGGACGAGAUGACAAGUCAGAUAUGACAGAAACCCAAGUCUACUUGUCGUACGUCACCUCUGCGGCAUUUUGGUCCCCAACUCAUGAGCUUGAUUUGUAUACAACCGAUCGUCGUGCGACACUUAUCACAAAAGCUCGGCUUUCGAAUUCAAGCACUGAGAAAUGGGAAAACUGCAAUAUGAGUCUUUGCUCUCGCCAAGUUGCAAGCGAUAUCGCCAGCCAACAGAAGUCGGUUACUUCAAUGGCUGUUGAUCGGGCCAAACUUCCCGACCAGGGGAUAGUCUUUGAGGCGUAUAGACAUCGAUUAAGUCUCCUAGAAAGGCAAAACAAGGAGAAGAUAACAAAGAAGAGGCCAUUGAUACAGAACCCCAAGUGGUGCCAGAAUCAAAUGACUAGCCAUUGCCAAGGAGCUUGCCGUCAGCAGUCAGGAACCUGCAUCUACGAAUGUCUUGACAAAGAAAUCGGAUUUGAAACGACGUGGCAUAUUCCGGGCCGCUGGAGUUUCAACGAUGGAUUCAACACUCUCCCGCAGCCAAUAUUUUGCACGGAGCUUAGAGAUGUCUCCAUCCAACACAUAUUCGACGCCAAACUGGACGCUGUAUACCUGGUUGCCCAUAUAAGGAAAAAUUCUGCACUUCCCUUUUUUCCGGGACCCGUAUGGGUGACACUGGAUCGCAGCUUCGUGGGUACAACCACACUGCCAGAUUGUUUCCCGGAAGAGACUUUCAACCUAACUUUCAUAGACCCCGGAAUCCGUGUUACUAAAAGUCCCGGUACUGGUUCAGGACCUAUGUGUAACACUCGCAUGAUUGAAGUUCACAAUACCCGGCAGUUGAACGGGACUGGCACACUGUUUGUUCCACGACGCAUCGAAAUCUCCCACAAACCUGCAGGCAUAGCAAACCGGAAACAAAUGAUGGCAAGCCCCGAGGGUCACGUCCUUUGCCAGGCACAGGCUUGGAUGGUCAAUUUGCAUGCAGGAAACAAAGUGAUACUACGUGUAGAUAGCAUAGCUCCCUAA
Ilyonectria robusta is the source of this 1359-nucleotide messenger RNA. RefSeq lists its product as uncharacterized. The record is from RefSeq and is a predicted model, not a curated record. Lineage: Eukaryota; Fungi; Ascomycota; Sordariomycetes; Hypocreales; Nectriaceae. Bases 1 to 1359 code for a protein of 452 amino acids. The transcript is spliced from 3 exons.